Pyricularia pennisetigena is the source of this 213-nucleotide messenger RNA. RefSeq lists its product as uncharacterized. The record is from RefSeq and is a predicted model, not a curated record. The coding region runs from base 1 to 213 and encodes 70 amino acids. The transcript is spliced from 2 exons. NCBI's taxonomy places the organism in Eukaryota, Fungi, Ascomycota, Sordariomycetes, Magnaporthales, Pyriculariaceae.
AUGCUAGAGGAGACCAAGAUAACCGGAGAUCACGUCGCCAACAUAACAGGCCGAAACUUUGCACUUGAUUCAGCAGCUGGGGAUCCAAUUCACCGCGGCAACUCGUACCUGAUGGUAAGCUACGACGCCGACGAGUUUCAGCCUGUGGUCGGUGGCCAAUCCCGCCAAGUUGCCGUAUACCUGGUGGCCGCCGAUGCUGAGAAGGAACAAUAA